AUGUGGUUGAACACAGAUUCUCCCCGGAGGUCAUCCAGCAUCCCCAUUAACAUUAACCUGCACGGUGCUCGCAGGCGGCAGACACGACCCGGGGAAUUCUUCCACACUAUGGUGGCUCAGGACCGCGAUCGGAGCCGAGGAGCUGACGGGCACGGAGGGCAGGGGAUUCGGACACAGGUGCCAGGUGCAAGCGUCGGGGAGGACCGCGCCAUCCUGCUGGGCUGCACCAUGAUGGCCUUCUCUGUGCUCAUGUUCUUUGUAGUCGGCAUCACAAUGAUCAAACCCUUUGUUAACAGUGGCUGGGAUGAUGGUAAUGCCAGCUGUGUGCUGCAGAAGAGUGAGAUACUGGAGGAGUGGGUGGACUGCAGAGGUGUGAGCACAGUGCCGUGCCUCAAGGCGACGGUGACGGUUUACUUCAAUGGCUCCACCGAGGAGGCCGUGCUCCACUUAAAUGAGGAUUCUGUUCUCCUCGCGACCGAGUGUUUCUACAUGCCCAAAUGCCAAAUGGACAGAAAAGCACUUCAGGAUCAAGUCCAGAAAGUGAACAGCAGCCUGGACAGUCUGCUCGGCAACAACACCGCAUGCUUAACUGAUCAGACGAGGUACCCCAACCACGCCAUCUUAUGCAGGAAGUACACUUUGCAGAUGGUCCUAUUUGCACUGCUGUGGCCCUGUAUACUUCUGGGCGGUGGAGCUCUGCUGGUGGGCCUUGUGAAACUGACUCAGUGUCUAGCCCAUCUGUCCACAGAGGUGAUCAGUGAAGCUGCAGGGGGCCGGCUGACUUCAAGAUACACUCAGGGCAAACUGUACAGGCUGCUCCAUAGGUCCAGCGCACAGUCUCCCUCAUGA
This is a messenger RNA of Pelmatolapia mariae (spotted tilapia), 849 nucleotides long. It is a transcript of the gene kcnmb3, whose product is annotated as potassium calcium-activated channel subfamily M regulatory beta subunit 3. The record is from RefSeq and is a predicted model, not a curated record. The transcript has 4 exons. Gene Ontology annotation, biological process: detection of calcium ion; potassium ion transport. Bases 1 to 849 code for a protein of 282 amino acids. Gene Ontology annotation, molecular function: potassium channel regulator activity; calcium-activated potassium channel activity. Lineage: Eukaryota; Metazoa; Chordata; Actinopteri; Cichliformes; Cichlidae. Gene Ontology annotation, cellular component: membrane; voltage-gated potassium channel complex.